AUGGCGACAGUAGACCCUGAGAUCGUGCCUUUCCCUGAGGCUCCCACUUCAGCGAGCCCAAGCUCAUCGGCAGACCAAAUCCCACUCCAGCAGGCCCAGAAAGUGAAAGGGCGACAUAGGCUCCUGCAGGGUCUCCAGCGCUUUUCCUCCAGUCCGUCGUUGACCCGGCGCAAUCGAUCUCGAUCGGCGUCCACCACCUACCGUCAGAAUGGGGCUUCGUUGUCCUGUGUCUCGCUCUCUCAGUCAGCGUAUGCUCCCUGCUCGAGCAAUGGAAGCGCAACACAGCUCUACGGUGGUUUGAACAUCCGUCCUACAACCCCGGGGCCCACUGGAUCGCAUGCGGCAGAUGAUCAGGAAGGCAAUGCGCGUAUUCGGUUUGUCGCGGACACCAUCAACGGGCCGCAGCCUAAAAAAAUUGCGCUGCCCACUGAAAUGAGGCCUGGAUCUCGGGGUGCUGUGCUUGAAGACACUGCUCUCAUUGCAAAGCCAAAGCAGUUCGAUUUCUGGGGCAAGAUGCCUAAUGAGCUCGGGAUGCUGAUAUUCAGCUAUCUCACUCCAAAAGAGAUUAUUCGCUGCUCGACGGUUUGCAAAUGGUGGCACAGAAUGUGCUAUGAUGGGCAGCUGUGGACUGUAAUUGACACCACGGACUACUACAGCGACAUAUCAUGCGACGCGCUCAUGAAGCUCAUUAUGUCUGGUGGUCCUUUCAUAAAAGAUUUGAACCUUCGGGGAUGUGUCCAGUUGCGAGAGAGGUGGGAGAACGAAAUCGAUGAGAUCACGGCCGUGUGUCGGAAUGUCGUGAAUUUCUCUUUGGAAGGAAGCCGUAUGGACAAAUAUCCUGUCCACUCUUUUAUUGGGCGGAACCAGCGACUGCAGUACGUCAACCUGGCGGGCCUAGACAGUGUGACGAAUGCAACGAUGAAAAUCAUAGCGAAGUCAUGUCACCAGCUACGGACUCUAAAUGUCUCGUGGUGCACGAACGUUACUGCCACAGGCCUAAAACGAGUUGUAAAGGCUUGCCCUAUAUUGGCAGAUCUUCUGGCCAGCGAAAUCCUUGGGUUCGACGAAGUGGAACUUUCCUCGGAGCUAUUCAAGCGGAAUACACUGGAGCGUCUGGACAUUAGCCGGACGGAUAUCACCGAUGAGAGUUUGAAAGUACUUAUGCACGGCAUCGACCCGGAAAUAGACAUACUGGAAGAGCGCGCUAUCGUUCCGCCUCGACGGCUUAAGCACUUAGAUCUCCACCAGUGUUCUGAGCUUACGGACGACGGUGUGAAGACUCUUGCGCAUAACGUUCCCCAUCUUGUAGGGCUCCAGCUCUCGGGUUGCCCUGAGCUGACCGAUAAUUCCAUUGUGCCCGUUAUCCAGACAGUGCCACAUCUCACCCAUCUGGAGCUCGAGGAGCUGGAGCACCUCAGCAACAGGACGCUUCUUGAGCUUGCAAAAUCUCCAUGUGCUCCCUUCAUCGAACACAUUAACAUCAGCUCCUGCGAAUCUUUGAGUGACCCAGGAAUGCUCCAGGUGAUGAAAAGCUGCCCGUCACUUCGAUUCGUCGAGAUGGACAACACUCGCAUCUCGGACUUGACGUUAUCGGAAGCCAGCUACCGCGUUCGCAAGCGAGGCUAUGACGAAACCCUUCCUCAGAUUGGCCUGCGCAUUGUUGCCUUUGACUGCCCAAACGUAACCUGGGUCGGCGUAAGGGAUAUCUUAGCGGGAAACGCCUAUAUUCCGCGUCAAUAUAAAGUCCCAGUUCCUGAAGCGGUAUCCGUCAUCAACCAAGCUCUAAACUCUAGCAAAACUUCUGGAUCAGCAUCCGAACCCUUAAAGCCAAUGAUCUCGUCUUCGAUCACACCACCGCCCCCACCCACCGUUUAUCCGAACCACAUCAUCCAGCUGAAGUGCUUCUAUGGCUGGCAAGCGACCGUGGAGGAACAUACCAAGCGCGUUCUGCGCGGCGACCUAGCGGCCGCCAACCGUCUUGAGAAGAAGUGGUUCGAUUACAUGGUUGCUACCGAAGAAGCAGGUCUUGGUGGUGCUGGCGCGAGAAGACGACGGCGGAGAGCGCGUGAGGCAGAACGCAUCUAUAACGAGGAUGACGAGGAAGAGCCGUAUUUCGGAUUGCUGGGGGGCAGACGACGAGCACGCAGCGGCGGGAGCUGUGUGGUCAUGUAAGCUGCCUUUACUGCGCAAGAGUUCAUGGUACUAAACCAGCUCCGGUUCGGUGGCCGAUGGUUUAGUAACCCGUUUACAUUGGUCGGAUGCUGGGCAGUCUCGAUGCUGUGCUGGUCAUGGUCUUGCUGAGGCUGCCUACCCUGCUCAUUCAUGUCAUUUCACGUCAUGGACUGACAAAAAUGUUCUGCGACACAGCAUUGCAACGAACACACAAACCCUAGUUCAAUGCCAAUACCGACACCUUCCUUCACACAUCCUAUCCGAGCUCUUGAGGUAAUCGCCAUGUCCGGGCGGUCAUUGUCAUUGGCCAUGCUCUACCUAUCCACCUUCCAACUAUGUUGUGUCAUAUCAUGUCAUAUCCUGUCUAGAAUGGUUGGUGAAGCUCAAGUCUGAUUUCAAAUACUACUGGGCCGCGUCUCGCACCAUCGAAUUUCCUACUGUUAGCCUAUUAGCCGGCCUUUUCCUUCUUAGGCUAUAUCGGGGAUCUUGCAUUUUCAGCCCACAUGCAUGUGAUUUUGCUGUUGGGAGUUACUGCGUAACUUAACUACAUAGCUAGACGAAGAAUGGUUCUCAUAG
Molecule: messenger RNA, 2748 nt
Organism: Aspergillus nidulans FGSC A4
Lineage: Eukaryota; Fungi; Ascomycota; Eurotiomycetes; Eurotiales; Aspergillaceae
Product: F-box domain protein
Exons: 1
Coding region: 1-2172 (723 amino acids)
Source: RefSeq, a predicted model, not a curated record